This is a messenger RNA of Dimorphilus gyrociliatus, 742 nucleotides long. The record is from the annotation of a GenBank genome assembly. NCBI's taxonomy places the organism in Eukaryota, Metazoa, Annelida, Polychaeta, Dinophilidae.
CAUGGGUCAGAAAGGCCAAAAACAGAGAGGAAGUUUACCAUACAUUGGACAUGAGGGGGGUCAGACACCUUUUCAUAUAGUGAUUCCUAAAGAACCUUACUAUCAAGGUUACCACGCAAGGAAACAAUACCCGCCAUUCUCUCUUUUGCAACUGCAAAGAAUGAUCGAUUUAGGGUUGUUAAAUCCCGAUGAACCUAUAGAUUUGUCUGCAUUAUUAAGGGUCCAAACCUUUCAAUUUAAACCAAGACACAAUCACUAUGGCUUACAUUUAAUCGACGAGGGUAUUGAUAUAUUCGAAGCUCAAGUAAAUUUGGAAAUUCAGUGGGCAAGUGAACCUGUGAUAGCUGCUAUAGAAAGAUUAGGAGGAACCAUAACAACGAGAUUUUAUGAUAUGGAAUGCUUAAAUUAUAUAGUAUCACCUAAGGAAAAUUUCUUGAAGGGAAAACCUAUUCCUCGUUGUAAGCUACCUUCUAACGACGUUGUAAAAUAUUAUACAAGUGCUGAGAAUAGAGGUUAUUUAGCCGACCCAGAAAAGAUAGCUGAAGAACGGUCGAAAUUAGCUCAGAAAUACGGAUAUGAACUACCCGACUUGAAAAAAGACCCCAAAAAAGAUAUGUUACUUAAAAGGAAAGAUCCAAGACAAAUAUUUUUCCAUUUACAACCAGGCUGGGUAGUUAAUCUUCAUGAUAAAUGUAUUUUGAAACCGACUGAUGAAGACUUGUUAAAAUAUUAUAGAUCGUAG